This is a messenger RNA of Salvia miltiorrhiza (redroot sage), 456 nucleotides long. RefSeq lists its product as uncharacterized. Lineage: Eukaryota; Viridiplantae; Streptophyta; Magnoliopsida; Lamiales; Lamiaceae. The record is from RefSeq and is a predicted model, not a curated record. The transcript has a single exon. The coding region runs from base 1 to 456 and encodes 151 amino acids.
AUGCACGAGGCGAAACAUGGGUUCCUUGGAAUGUUGGGGAGCCUAGACUGCAUGCACUGGACUUGGAAGAAUUAUCCGGUGGCUUGGCAUGGUGCUUACACUCGAAGGGAUCACGGCAAGCCCACAAUUAUACUUGAGACCGUUGUUUCCCAAGAUCCGUGGAUCUGGCACGCCUUCUUCAGAGUCGCUGGCUCAAACAACAACAUCAAUGUUCUCAACCAGUUGACGUUGUUCAACGACGUCAUUUCGGGCAAUGAAGCAGCAAUGCACUUCGUCGCCAACAACUCCCACCACACUAGAGGCUACUACUUAACGGAUGGCAUCUACCCGGAGUGGCCGGUAUUCGUGAAAAACUUCACUUUUUCAAGUGACUCGAAGAAGCAGAGGUUUAAAGUGAUGCAAGAAGCUGCAAGAAAAGAUGUGGAACGAGCUUUUGAUGUUCUUCAAGCUCGUUGA